AUGCUUUAGGAAAGCAGCCAUAUCUAGAGCAAAACAACUCUCAAUGAUAAAAAAGGCAUUUCUUUUAAAAUGUAUGGUUCUCGAAGAAUAGCAAGGUAGCGCAAUCGCAAACACUCUAAAGGGAUUCAUUCAAGAGAAUGUUGGGACACACACACAUAUGAUAUUUUCCAUAUGAAUUAAUACAUAAACUAUUGGACUUAUGUGGACAUAUUAAUUUAAUUGGUUAUUUUAAGAGAAUUUAUCGACAAGGAAAACAUUCAGAAGGAGAACCUAACUAACAACGACUAACAAAGGAUGUUCAAGGUAAGUAGCAGUUUCUAUGGCAAUUGCUUUGAAAUUUAAUAGAGAGGUUAAUUUUUAUUCAGAAAAAUAAGGAAUGUUGAGUAUCUUAGAUUGAAAAUUUAUGAGUAGAUAUCAGUAAGGGAAUUUCCUAAUCUGGAAAUUCACUAAUAUAUAUAGAUUUAACAAUGUUUGGAGAUAAAAAGCUCCAAAACUGAUAAAUUAUAUUUCUAUCUAUGGUAUUUCGAAAAUAUUUUCUGA
This is a messenger RNA of Paramecium tetraurelia, 540 nucleotides long. RefSeq lists its product as uncharacterized. The record is from RefSeq and is a predicted model, not a curated record. Lineage: Eukaryota; Ciliophora; Oligohymenophorea; Peniculida; Parameciidae. The transcript has a single exon.